Molecule: messenger RNA, 1284 nt
Organism: Lonchura striata (white-rumped munia)
Lineage: Eukaryota; Metazoa; Chordata; Aves; Passeriformes; Estrildidae
Source: RefSeq, a predicted model, not a curated record
GGCCGGGCAUGCGGCGGCGGCGGCGGGGCCGGGGCCGCCCGGGGCCGGCAAUGUGUGCAGAGUGAAGCAGCUCCCGGAGCAGGGCCAGGCUCCAGCAUGGGCAGCUCGGACACGGAGCGGAGCGCGUCCUACGAGGACGAGGCCGGGGGGCUCGGGGGGGUGGUCAGCACCAUCUCCAGCAGCAGGAGCCCCCUGCAGCCCCCCGCCGCCGACGACGGGGAGCCCUUCAGCACCUACUUCGACAGCAAGAUCCCCAUCCCCGAGGAUGAGACGGUGAGCCCUGGAGAACCCCGAGCCAGGCAGCUCCACCCCAAAAAAACCCAAAACAAAAGGGAUGUGGAGCUGUGGGUGGGCGCUGACCCCGCUGUCACCCGCAGGAUCCCUCUCUGGGGGGGAGUGCUCAUCACCAUCGCCGACACCUUCGUGUUCCUCUUCCUGGACAAAUACGGCCUGAGGAAGCUCGAGGCGUUUUUCGGGCUCCUCAUCACCGUCAUGGCCCUGACCUUUGGAUAUGAGUACAUCACGGUGAAGCCCAGCCAGGAGAAGCUGCUGCAGGGACUCUUCAUCCCCUACUGCCAGGACUGCGGCACGCCGCAGCUGGAGCAGGCCGUGGGCAUCGUGGGCGCCGUCAUCAUGCCCCACAACAUGUACCUGCACUCCGCCCUGGUCAAGGUGAGCCAGGGGGGCACCCCGGGCUCGGGAAACGCACCCGGAGGAGCCCCGGUGGGUGGCUGGGCUUGGAAAGGUGGGUGGCUGCUUGUCGCUGUCGAGGCAGGGCGGGAACGAGGAGACGUGACUCAGGAGGCUGCUGAGGGUAAAAUUCCCAUUUGUUCAAAAUGCAUCACUCAUUUAUACGUCUGUGCCAACGCCAGCAGCCCCCACACCGAGCUCUUCCCCAGCGACAACGGCACGCUGGAGGUGGACAUCUACAAGGGGGGCGCGGUGCUGGGCUGCUCCUUCGGCCCCGCCGCCCUCUACAUCUGGGCCAUCGGCAUCCUGGCGGCCGGGCAGAGCUCCACCAUGACGGGCACCUACUCGGGCCAGUUCGUCAUGGAGGGCUUCCUGCAGCUGCGCUGGUCGCGCUUCGCGCGGGUGCUGCUGACGCGCUCCAUCGCCGUCACGCCCACGCUCUUCGUGGCCAUCUUCCAGGACGUGGAGCACCUGACGGGCAUGAACGACUUCCUCAACGUGCUCAUGAGCCUGCAGCUCCCGUUCGCGCUGAUCCCGGUGCUCACCUUCACCAGCCUGCCCAGCGUCAUGAGCGACUUCGCCAACGGCCUGUGA